CAGAAGAAAACAUGCUUUCUGCCGUUCACCUGGAGCAGCUUUUCACUGAGGUGAUGAAGAAAGAAAUCCCCAGACUGUUGAUCCGAGCCGAGCUAAUGAAGGCUCAACGCUACGAGGUGGAUGUUACUCUGGAUCCAGACACUCUGCACCCCAAACUUGUCCUGUCGGCUGACAGGAAACAAGUGAGAUGUUGUGAUCCACAGAAGAAUCUCCCACAUGACCAAAAGAGGUUUAUGUAUUGUAAAUACGUUUUAGGGGAGCAGAGUUUCUCCUCAGGUAGGUUCUACUUCGAGGUCCAGGUGAAAGGAAAGACUAACUGGACUUUAGGGCUGGCCAAAGAGUCAGUCAAAAGGAUGGGACUCAUCAGACUCAGCCCCCAGUUUGGUUACUGGUCCUUAACUGUGAGGAAUGGAAAGGAGUACAGUGGUCUGUCUGAGCCUCCAGUCCAUUUCUCUCUUCAGUCUCGUCCUGAAAAGGUGGGGGUGUUUGUGGAUUACGAGGAGGGGUUUGUGCUCGAGGGUGGGAAGGUGAAGCCAUCAGAGGACAAGAUAAAGGCAGUUCUGGAAUGGCCUACACCUGAAAACCACAAGCAACUUCAGAGAUUCCUCGGUUUUGCAAACUUCUACAGGAGACUCUCUCCAGCCGAGCAAAAUUAUGAAGUUGGAGACCGAGAACUUCUGGCCAUUAAGCUCGCCCUGGAGGAAUGGAGACACUGGCUCGAGGGGGCUGAGCAUCCAUCUCGUCCUGAAAAGGUGGGGGUGUUUGUGGAUUACGAGGAGGGUCUGGUCUUCUUUUAUGAUGUAGAUGCUGCUGCUCUCAUCUACCCCUUCAAUGGCUGCUUCUUCACAGAGAGACUCCAUCCGUUCUUCGGUCCGGGUCACAAUAACGAUGGUACAAACAGAGACCCUCUGAUCAUCACAGCUGUCCGCCUCCCAGAGUAA
Messenger RNA from Cyprinodon variegatus (sheepshead minnow), 941 nucleotides. Its product is annotated as E3 ubiquitin-protein ligase TRIM21-like. The transcript is spliced from 4 exons. Lineage: Eukaryota; Metazoa; Chordata; Actinopteri; Cyprinodontiformes; Cyprinodontidae. The record is from RefSeq and is a predicted model, not a curated record. Gene Ontology annotation, molecular function: protein binding. Bases 12 to 941 code for a protein of 309 amino acids.